GGGCCAUUGGCGCUACUGCAAACGUAGUGGAAUGCAAUAAUCGGGCCUUAGCAUGGACAUUCGAAAGUGGCUUGCUGAGACUGAGAGUCCAGUCCCUUCCAAGCAACCGGGCGUUGAACAUUUCCUCCUGCCGAGACAGCCUGAUCACGUCCCUAAUGUGAGGCGAAGACGGAAGCGCAGCUCAUCGGACAGCUCACUGCUCAAAGCUUCUUCUCCUCAGCCUCGGCGUAAGGGCGUCCCAGCGAUCGAGCGAGACCACCGCGAUGUCCGAGAUGCGUUCGACAGGGCUCAUAGCGAUGCGUCUUGUUCCACGACUAGUGAAUCUACGAACAGCAGUACCGCAAGUCAACGUUAUGCGCGGAAACCUCGCCGCAAGACACGCCCAGACAAGUAUGGAGCUGGAUCGAAGAGGGUCAAGGAGCAGGAUAAGAGUCAUCGCCCCAGCCGAAAGAACGAGUCGAGAAAGUCGAAACGCAAGUCUAAGCGAAGAAAGGACGAUAUGACCCACAAUGGCAUCGGGCAGGAUUUGAAGGCCAGAAACGUUUCCAAAGAUCGGUUGACUCUGAAGCCGCUGGAGAAGAUGGGUCUCUUCAGUAAGGGCAGAACUUCCACUUCAGUCAAGCGUUGUGGUCUACCAGACCUUGUCUUCUCUGAGAUGAAAUCUUUGCGAACCGACCAUGGUGCGAAUGACCACACCACGCAAGCUUCAGAUGCCAAGAAAAAGCGCAAGAAGGACCACGCACGAACGAAGGAAGAAGACAUCUCUGCAUUCUUCACGUCUAUACGACCCGCGUUAGCAGACACAGACGAGAACAUUCUGGCAAAGAGUGGGCACCCGACGACAAACACUUUUGUCGCAACGAAGGCGGAUCGUCCUGGUCGAACGCGAGAACCAUCGAAUGUGCCUGAUACUGCCGUUCCCACAGUCGAGUCGAAGGGCAAAGUAUCGUACUUGGGGUUUGGUAUUAGAGGACUGCGCCAUGAGAGCACCAGCUACUUUUCGUGGUCGGAGUCCAUCCGCGCGCCCAGUAUCACGCCAGUACGCCCGAAGACAAUGUCAACCGUCCAGAAGAAGCGUCUCGAUUCUUCGAAUCAGGACGUCGCAGAGGAUCUGCAUGGCAGACAUACGGCAGUUCGCCAAUCAAUACUCUCUUCAGUCAUGCGUGAACCUCCAACCGCUACUGCCGAACGAUUCAGGGUGUCAUCGACAGCUCCAAUACCAUCAGGACUUUCAAGGUCGCAAUCGUUACCCCAACACUCUUCCUCUCCCCGGCGACCGAAUCUCGUUGAUCGAGCCUUGCAUCGCCGCAUGACUGAACAUGUUACUUCACCGUCGUCAACGCUGCCGGUGUUGCAGGCCGGUGUCAACGCUGAAUACCCAGCGAUUCCCAUAACUGAGGGUUCGAGGAGUGGGAGGACAAUCAGGACGUCUUACGCAAGCGAAAAUGCGGUAUUGGGCCAGGGACGGACCUCUACAGAUGUCGCAAGGAGACUCGUCUCUUACGAGAGUCGGCAACAGCCCUCGAGCUUAGCUGGAGUCUUGCAACACUGCAACGAUGCACACCAAGUAGAGUGUCGGCAGGCUACGUCACGCAGAAGUCGUCAUGCCGAAGCCCCUUUCUCUCCUGCACCCUAUGACAUAAUCCAGCAGACCGGACGGACUUCGUAUCAGAGGACUACACCAGCGCCCACGGUACGAUUCCUGGCUCCAGAGGCUCAGCCAUCAAGGCUGCCAAACUUUUCUGGUCCCAGUUUCUACGCGCAGCAAGAACACCGGCAGCAUUUGCCGGUACACUUUAAUCUCGAGGAAGACAGUGGCUAUCAGCAUCCAGAUAUUGUCGACAAGGAGUACAUAGGUGCGGCCGACUUGUUGGACCAGGAGGACUUCGAGGGUCUGCCAGGCGAGCCAGUGUCGUGCGCAAUGAUGAAUGGUUUUGACGACGACAUGGGAGGAUUGGAUUAUGUAGGGGACGGUGUCGAACAGAUGCAAGAACCUGAGCACACGAAUAUCGUGGCUCCAGGUUUCUGGCGGCCAAAUAGAUUAUACUGAAUGUUGC
Macroventuria anomochaeta is the source of this 2057-nucleotide messenger RNA. RefSeq lists its product as uncharacterized. Lineage: Eukaryota; Fungi; Ascomycota; Dothideomycetes; Pleosporales; Didymellaceae. The transcript is spliced from 3 exons. Bases 53 to 2050 code for a protein of 665 amino acids. The record is from RefSeq and is a predicted model, not a curated record.